AUGUUUUAUGAGCAGCAGCGUUUGACAAGCUCAAAAUUUCCACCGGUCACCGAGAUUGAGAGCAUCGAUCCUCAUGGCACCAGCUAUUGGACCAGAACCGCUGAACUUGCGACUGUAAUGCCAGAUGGCACUUCAAGAUCUUACUUUCUCAAGGUUUCUCAAGGUGACAAUGGAAAGGGCAUGGUUCUUGGCGAGUUUGCCUCGAUGAUAGCUAUUUAUCAGGAAAAGUCUCAAGGAAUCGAUAAGGAAAGGCAAGAACUUUGCCAAGGAAUCCUCGAAAAAGUCAUUCCACGUUUGUUGCGACCACUUGAGACUGGAGACCGCCAGAUACAGCCUUGUCUUAUUCACGGUGAUCUCUGGACUGGGAAUACUUCCUGGAAUAUUGAUACUAACAUGCCUAUCAUUUACGAUUCAGCUGCUCUGUAUGCCCACGGCGAAUUGGAAAUGGCAGCUUGGAGAUCAAUACGACACUUAAUUGGAAAGCAAUACAUGAAGGCAUACUUCCAUUAUUUUCCAGUAUCUGGCCCAGAGGAAGAUCAAGACGACCGCAAUAUGCUCUCCUAUCUGUAA
This is a messenger RNA of Botrytis sinoallii, 570 nucleotides long. RefSeq lists its product as uncharacterized. Bases 1 to 570 code for a protein of 189 amino acids. The record is from RefSeq and is a predicted model, not a curated record. The transcript is spliced from 4 exons. NCBI's taxonomy places the organism in Eukaryota, Fungi, Ascomycota, Leotiomycetes, Helotiales, Sclerotiniaceae.